Messenger RNA from Chelonoidis abingdonii (Abingdon island giant tortoise), 2702 nucleotides. It is a transcript of the gene SLC41A3, whose product is annotated as solute carrier family 41 member 3. Gene Ontology annotation, molecular function: monoatomic cation transmembrane transporter activity. NCBI's taxonomy places the organism in Eukaryota, Metazoa, Chordata, Testudines, Testudinidae. The record is from RefSeq and is a predicted model, not a curated record. Gene Ontology annotation, biological process: monoatomic cation transport. Gene Ontology annotation, cellular component: plasma membrane.
UUUAUCCUGCUCAAACCAUGGGCUCCCAGGCCAGGAGACACCAUUCUGUCCUUAUGAAACUUUUAGCAUAACAACCUAAUCUCCAGGACGGACUUUGUUCAGAUACAACACAGUUCUGGCAUUGAGGUGUCCAGGCAUGGUUUUUGGAGCGCUGACAUUUAUUCACCCAGCUUUGCGGGGACAGGGCCAGAGGCUGUGCACUGCAGACAAGGCAUGCAGUAACGCCCGGCUGGGAGCUGCAUUGCAGACAGUGGAAGAGGGGUCUGGGGACGAUGUGCACUGCAGGGUAGCAGCAGUCAGUAAGGUCCUGAGCCUACAAAUGGCUGAGUCUACCUCUGAGUCCCCCUCUCAUAAUCAUUGGGGAAACUCACGGAGUGUGGGGAGCAGGCACAUCCAUGGCCACAGCACUGGAUUGCAGUCUCCUUGGCGAGUACCUGGCCUUUUACUGAAAAGCCAUUGAUUUGCGAGGAUCAAGAUGAAAGAGGAGGAACCUCGGCAGCGUAGGAAGGAAGGCAGGAUGAAAAAUGGAGAGCGAUCCAAGCACAAAGCAAAGAGCAAGGGUAAACACAAAGACAGCAGACUUGGCAGCUGGGAAGCAGAGAAUGUCCCUUUGGUCUCACAGCAGAAGCAGCCAGCCGAGGGGAAAGGGCCCAUGGCAAAGCUGCAGGACGAAUCAGCCAUUGCAAUUGGCCUGCAGGUGCUCCUGCCGUACCUGUUAGCAGGGCUUGGCAUGGUCUUGGCUGGGAUGGUUUUGGACUAUGUUCAGCACUGGGAUGUGUUUCGGACAAUUACAGAAGUUUUUAUCUUGGUUCCUGCCCUGGUUGGCUUGAAGGGAAACCUUGAAAUGACCCUGGCAUCCAGACUCUCUACUGCUGCUAACACUGGACAGAUGGAUGAUACCCAGGAACAAUGGAAAAUGGCCACCUGCAAUUUAGCCCUGAUUCAGGUACAGGCCACUGUAGUGGGGCUGCUGGCUGCCAUAGCUGCUGUCAUCCUGGGAGCGAUCUCAAAGGGGCACGUGGAGCUGAAUCAGGCUGCAGUGCUCUGUGCGAGCAGCGUGACUACAGCAUUCAUAGCUGCACUCUCCCUAGGUCUGGUGAUGAUUGGCGUGAUCAUCGGUGCGAGGAAGGUGGGGAUAAACCCAGACAACGUCGCCACUCCCAUAGCAGCUAGCCUUGGAGAUUUGAUAACCCUUUCUCUGCUAGCAGGAAUCAGCAGCACCCUCUUUAAAUAUAUAGAUGUGAAAUACCUUUCACCUCUGAUCUGCGCUGUGUUUGUUAUCAUGAUUCCUCUUUGGGUUGCUGUUGCCAAGCAAAGUCUGUCUAUUGCUGAAGUCCUGAAGUCUGGAUGGCAGCCGGUGAUUGUUGCAAUGAGCAUCAGCAGCAUUGGUGGGCUGAUCUUGGACAAAACUGUAACUGACCCGAACUUUGAAGGCAUGGCGGUUUUUACACCUGUGAUUAAUGGUGUUGGUGGGAAUCUGGUAGCCAUCCAAGCCAGCCGCAUCUCCACGUUCCUGCACUUCUGGAGUAUGCCUGGAGUCCUGCCCUACAAGAUGAGGCAGAACUGGCCCAGUCCAUGCACUACGUUCUUCAUGUCAGGGGUGAAUUCCAAGUCAGCCCGUGUCCUGUUCCUGCUGGUUAUCCCUGGACACCUGGUGUUCCUGUACACCAUUCGCCUCCUGCAGGGUGGGCACACAGCCAUCACCUUCACGUUUGUGAUGUUUUAUCUGACUGCUGCUUUGCUGCAGGUGGGAAUCCUGCUGUACAUGGCUGAUCUAAUUGUGCGACUGGUAUGGAGGAAGGCCCUGGAUCCAGACAACUUCUCCAUCCCCUACCUCACUGCCCUGGGCGACCUCCUGGGCACGGGAUUCCUGGCACUUUGCUUCCGCUUGGUUUGGCUCGUCAAUGGGACUGAGAUGAAACUGGGAAACUAACAGAACGUCUGCUGCAGCAUUGGCCCAUUGCUGCUCCACCAAGCAAGUCAUUCAGUAUGGUGCUUUGACAUGGUCCAACACGGUUGUUAGAGACUAUGUCUCAGACUAAGUCUUUAAACUGAAUGAGUCUGCUAUCCUUGCCCUCCCCUAUUGACCACUGCAGUGCCUUACAGCUGUCGAAUUCAGAUCAAAAGAAGCAGCAUCCGUCUGGACUUACUCAGGUUUGAAAGCAACCUAGACAUCCUAAAACAGUAUACUCUGUCCAUGUGUGCAUCUAGAAAAUCAGGGGUUAAGGAACACAGGUCAUAUCUUGGGAAAUCUGCAUUUUGAUUGGCUUAAAAAUGUAUGAUUGUAACCACCUGGUAAGUGGGAGAGUAAUGCACACCCCAUUGAAGUCAAUGGAAGUCUUUCCAUUGUCUUCAGUUAAUCUUUAGAUCAGAUCCUAGAUGAGGAUGUUGCAAUGUCUCUGAUCAGGAAUUAGAGCCCAAGUAAUAUUUUCUUGCCUCCUCCCUCCCCAACACAUUCCCGGGGAGGGAGAAUCAAUAAGGGCCUUAAAAUUCUCUCUCCAUAAUUUCUGUAUUCAGGGUCUCAAAAAGCAUGUUCCCCAUUAGAUUGCAAUGCACUGAAAAAUCAUCCAGGGCAGGGCCUGCCUAAACAAGCAUCUCUAACUGACAAGGUGGAUUGUUCUUUGUUGACAGUUUAAGGAACAUCUGUUCAGUAGUUUUUAUGGUUUAUUGAAACACACAAAUAAAAUGUAAAACCUUUCGUA